CUGGUAGUAGGUUGUACUUUGAGAGUUAAAUGUCCUCAUCAAUGACCUCAAAUGCCCUACUUUGCUGCCCUACACCUGUCAUUUCAACUCUUACCUGUAAACUCUCUCUCCCCCUCUCCCCUCCUUCCUUUCCUCUACUGUAUAAAAUUGGUUCCUGCCACACAAGGCAGAGAGAUUUAUAUUGGCAUUGUAGACAUGGCAUCCAUUCUCUUGAUCUCAUCUCUUCUGUUGGUCCUAGAGCUCUGCUCAGAAAUAAAAUCAUACAAGCUGGAACAACAUAAGGGUGAGUGGUGCUACCAGAGCCAGUUAUCCUGUCAAGACACAUGUAGAGGGCCUUCAGAGUGGAAGAGUCAGUUUCCUAAUUGUGGAGGUCAGAGACAAUCGCCCAUCAAUAUCGUCACACGCAAAGUGAAGCAUGAGCCAAAACUGACCAGUUUCAUCUUUGAUGGCCAUGAGAAAGUUUUCAAUAUGAGUGUGGAAAACCAUGGACAUUCAGCUCACUUCACUCUCCCUCAGUUCGUGCGUCUCCGUGGAGGGGGUCUGCAAGAUACUUACAAGGCGGUCCAGUUCCACCUGCACUGGGGAGAGGACGGAGGCCAGGGCUCAGAGCACUCUGUGGACGGGGAGCAGUAUCCCAUGGAGCUCCAUAUUGUUCACAUUAAAGAAAAAUAUGCUAGCUUGGGAGAUGCUCUAAGUGACUCUGAAGGGGUGGCAGCACUUGCCUUCUUUUUCGAGGUGACUUCUUUCCCAAACAAACAACUGGACAGAGUCAUAGACGCUUUAGGAAAAGUCAGAUAUGAAGGAAACAGCAGUGAAAUUAAAGACUUUAAAUUGACCGACAUCCUCCCACAAGCCAAUAAACUGAGCUACUAUCGGUACUUGGGUUCCUUGACCACACCGGGCUGUGAGCAGGCCGUUGUGUGGACGGUUUUCCAAAAGACUCUGCCCAUAAGCAAAAAUCAGCUGAUGUCAAUGGAUAAACAGCUGUUAUUCGGAACAGAAAAACCAAUGACUGGAGUAUUCCGUCCUGUGCAGAAUCUGAAUGGACGAGUUGUGUACACAUCAGUGCCAGCUCACAGUCUGUGUGUCCUGCCCAGUCUGAUCACCCUGUUUCUGUGCCUCUUUUGUGUUUUUGGACAACAAAAGUGUUUUCAUUGAAUGCUAGAGACCACAUCUCUUUUAACAAAUGAUGUUCCAUAUUGAACUUCCAGAAACAAAGUAUACCUAAUCAACUGAGCACUGCUCUGAAAGUACUGGAAUGGAUCUCUGCCACUGUGCUAAAGUGGAGAAACUUGACAAUGGAGAAGCGAUAUCUUGGUUACUUUCUGUGUUCACAAUUAUUAAUUGUCUCAUUGGUAACGCUUAUCAUGUCCUCCAAUAUUCUCUUUUAGUUGUGGCAGCUUUAUCUGACUUUGAUCAUUUCUGGAUUCUCAUCUGUUUUCCAUAACUUGUUUGGUUGUUUAUGGUUACUUCACUUUAAAAUAUCUUAUAUAUAUGUUUAUAUAUUGCUAUAUAUUUCCAUUUAUAUGUGCCAAUAAUUAUAAGUUUAUACAAUAAUUAUAAGUUUAUUCUUCAAAAAUACAAAACAGCUUCAGAUUUUAAUGUAAUCCAUUUGAAGCUUCCUGAUCCUCCAUUAAGAUUAUUUCACUAUGUAAAUUUCAAUUACUUUUCCAUUACUUACAACGAUGAACGUUUCAUAUGGCUUUGGUACGAUGAUUCAACUUGACACAUAUGUACCACAAAUUGUGUAAAUAUGCAGCGCAUGUGAAGUGUAAGUUAUAACAUAAUCUUUCCAAAGAUAAAAGUUCAAAUGAAGUGCCAACAUAAAUUCUUUAUUUAGCUGGAACUAUAUUUCAUUGUACAUAUCAUUUGUCAUAUAAAGAUUCACAUUUUGCAACCAA
Messenger RNA from Carassius auratus (goldfish), 1901 nucleotides. Its product is annotated as carbonic anhydrase 4-like. Bases 52 to 1158 code for a protein of 368 amino acids. The transcript has 9 exons. NCBI's taxonomy places the organism in Eukaryota, Metazoa, Chordata, Actinopteri, Cypriniformes, Cyprinidae. The record is from RefSeq and is a predicted model, not a curated record. Gene Ontology annotation, cellular component: plasma membrane. Gene Ontology annotation, molecular function: zinc ion binding; carbonate dehydratase activity.